AUGCAAAGUCCGUAUUCGCCUACGAACCUUUACAGCGGGUUCAACUAUUACUGGUUUGACAGUGAAAUUGACUUUGCGAAUCAAGACUUGGAACUAAGAGUACUCACCAAUCCCUACGAUAAUGUUACUCCGCAACUUGACUUGGAUACCGCCUUGGUGAAGCUAAAUAGUCCUAAAAAGGACUUUGAAACCGUUCUCAUCGAAAAGAAGCUCAACUUCAUUUGGAAGAUAACCAAGCGGAUGGAUAAGCUUGUACGUUUCGAUACUUCUGAGGCUAGACGUGUAUUAAAAGAAUGGUAUUCUGAGAAUGAAACCGAACUUGAAGCCACUUCUAGUGUUUCCAUUGAUGAGCUUACAGAGGUCCCUGAUGUGUUUAACUACGAUAGUUUGGAAGAAAUCAUUAGUUUUACUGGCGAAGAAUGCCCAGACUCUGGUGAUUUCAAUAUUAUUAGUCUUGCUCGAGGCCAAUUUGGAAUUGAAGGAAGGUACCAAAUGUAUGAUGAUGAAAAACAGAAAUGUAUCGGAAUAGUUGCAAGGACCAUUGGGUUAGAUGAGGUUGCUUUGAGACGUUCAAAUAGAAUACCAGGCUGGCCAGGUUUCAAGAGAGUGGGCCACGUUGCUACCCCCCCUGCAUUUGAGAAUGAUGACAGUUUCGGCAGUAAAACCGCUGAGCUCAUUACAUCUGAAAAAGGCUCUGAGUCCUCCGGCAGUGUGUUUUCUGCUGUUAAAAGACUUUCUUUGGAUGGUGGCACGUUCACCGAUGCCAGGUACCAACCCAUAGAAUUCAUUCCAUCUGUUCCGGGGCCUAGAAAGAUAGAAAAGUAUGAUGAGCCUGAUAUACAUCCUUCAGUCCCCACAUUUUGCGAUUCGGACUAUAAAAUGUUACGGCGCUCAUUGUACGAACCAAGGUUAUGUUAUUACUCUCUACAUGGCGGUGUCCACUUCGUUACCCCAAGGUUCCUCCCAGGUCACCAGAAUCCUAGUAAGAGGAACCACGACUACUUUCUCAUUGCCAUUGAUAACAACAAGUACGAACAUCUCACCCCUACUCAGAAAUGUUUAGCCUUAUUCUCAUUAUGGAGAACAAGCAGGCAUUACUUCGAAAUCAACAGUGUUCCUGUUGAAACCCUAAUAGGGCAUGAAAACAGUUUGGCGCAAGUUACUAAACUAUAUGGAACACUAAAGGAUGCAGUAAAGCAUACUAAACCCUCUCAAAAAGUCAAGCACGAAAUUCAAAGUGUUCACCGCUCCCAACCAAAAAGACAUGGAAAUAUAACAUCAAUAAUGCACAAAUUGUUUAAAACAAACAAAAGCAGAGCACUAAAUGUUAAUGCGCCAUGA
Eremothecium sinecaudum is the source of this 1341-nucleotide messenger RNA. RefSeq names its product HFL263Wp. The coding region runs from base 1 to 1341 and encodes 446 amino acids. NCBI's taxonomy places the organism in Eukaryota, Fungi, Ascomycota, Saccharomycetes, Saccharomycetales, Saccharomycetaceae. The record is from RefSeq and is a predicted model, not a curated record. The transcript has a single exon.